AUGUCUUCUUUACCCUCUCUUAUCAACUCCUUGACAGAUAACGCUGCAAAGGGCACAGGGAUUGUGAAGCUUGUUGGUAUUGCUAAGAGCACUCUUCACUUGCAAUCUAAUCAGCAGAUCCCAGAUGCACUUAUCACAUAUCUCAAAGACCAGCAGCAGUCUCAAUUUGGUUCAUAUCCAGACCACAAAGACAUAGCACCAAGCAGCGUCUUUACGGCUGUGUUCUUCCUUCUUAUGCUUGGUCACUUAUUUGUCUUCGCCAAGAACAAGACAAGAGGACACUGGUUCCCGCUAUCACUCGGUUUCGCUGCUUACUGCCUGAUUAGACUUUUGGGCUUUGCUCUAAGAAUUGCUUGGGCAAAAGACAUCCUCAGAUUGCACACAGGCAUAGCAUCCGAGGUUCUGCUUGUCCUUCCAACGGUGUUUCUAGCCUCUCUCAACCUUGUACUGGCACAACGGCUCUUCACUUGGCGCCACCCUGUUGGCGGCAACCACAAACUCUUUCAAACUACCAUGAUGACAAUCUAUUCGGUUGUGGUCGCAGUCGUGAUCAUGACAAUUGUUGCAGGCGUGGUGCCGUAUUUAUACUUCCUGAACCAAAGCCACUACAACAUGUGCCGCAACGUUGUAAAGGUGACAUCCGUGCUCAUUUGUCUCUACUCGCUGUUGGCCAUAUUGCUUGUCUUAUGCGCAUUCUUGAUUCCUCCUUCUUCCCGGGACAAAAAAGCAACUGUAUUCCAGCCAUUUUGGAUCACGUCGUUUGCCCCAACUUAUUACGUUCCUCGGGGCGCUGCCGAGGAAGGACGGUACCUGUUUGUACAACGGCACGGUGACCUUUCCAAGUAUUCGGAGAGAACCAUCCUGAAAGGAGGACAUCUUUACUCGAUGGCGGAUGAGUCGUCGCAGCUCAAUCAAUAUGAAGCUCAAAAGGAAGCCAGAUAUUCUAUUAAGCACAAUAGCUCAAUUCUGCUGGUUGCACUCACAUCUGCAUGUGUCUUUAUUGGCGCGAUCUUCAGAUGCGUGCUUCUAUUCUUCGAUACAACGUACGCUACACAAGGGUGGCUCGCAAAACCAGUGGUUAUGUAUAUGCUCUGGGGAUUUUUGGAGGCUGUUGUCAAUCUGCUUUACUUACUCGGAAGGGUGGACUUGAGAUUUUACAGGCCUGAUAAGAUCCCAAAUAAGCUUAUGACUGCCACUGACUCGCCCGUGCUGCAAACUUUCAGUGGAGACAAGCCAGGGACACAAUCAAGCCCAAGUAUGGCCUACUAA
Ogataea angusta is the source of this 1269-nucleotide messenger RNA. RefSeq lists its product as uncharacterized. The transcript has a single exon. The record is from RefSeq and is a predicted model, not a curated record. NCBI's taxonomy places the organism in Eukaryota, Fungi, Ascomycota, Pichiomycetes, Pichiales, Pichiaceae. Bases 1 to 1269 code for a protein of 422 amino acids.